Messenger RNA from Papilio machaon (common yellow swallowtail), 2684 nucleotides. RefSeq lists its product as uncharacterized. Lineage: Eukaryota; Metazoa; Arthropoda; Insecta; Lepidoptera; Papilionidae. The transcript is spliced from 19 exons. The record is from RefSeq and is a predicted model, not a curated record. The coding region runs from base 128 to 2653 and encodes 841 amino acids.
AUUGUUAAGAUCGUGAUAGCUUUCAUAUUUUAUUAGUUUUGUAAAUAUUUUCGCCGUUUAGAUGGUCUUUCAGUAUUUGAUAUGGUUGCGUAAUUUCAAAUAAUAACAUCGUUUCACAUAUUGUGUCAUGGAAGUGGACGGGGUUGAAAAUUGGAACAGUGGGAAUGGCAACGCGGCCGAUGCUGCCAAGUUUGCUAAUUUAAAAGCUUUUGUGAAUGCUGCUCGGGAAUUCGAGGCAACUCACAGUGAAAAUGCUAUAAAUUUAAUGACUCGAUACUUAGGUCUAAUAGCGUCGUCGUGUGAUCUGUCUAUAUUUUCUCCCGGGCGUUCAGAAGUGUGUGCAUUUUUCAGUUCUCUAUGGAGAGUAAUGAGCGAUGGACGAGGGCCGCACUGGGCCGGAGUGGCAGUGCUCGCGCGGGCCGCUUUAGAGCCGAGUGCGCGACACGCACUUACUCACACUUAUAAGUUUAUGCCAAUUCUUGCUCGCCUACUAUGUAAUGUAAUAUCAAAUGACAAGAAAAUAAAACUUUUAUCAGUUAUGCAGGACAUCUCAUAUGGUAUUAAAAUAAGCUGGCAGGAGUCAUAUUUAUCUGGACUUAUGAAACAAUUGACGGAUUGGAUCCUACAACCUAUGACAGAACCACAGCACCGUACUAUAGGGCACAAAUCAUUGACAGUCCUUGUCAAUGUGUGUUACGUAAAUCUACCUGCCAUAUAUGCUCUAAUGAGGACUGUGGAUACUAAGGAAUUUGUUGUGCACCUAAUUAAUUUAAAGGAUGGUGGUUACGGUGGUGUGGAGGUGUGCCGACUACUGCUGUGCCUGUCGGGGGCUACGCGAGGUGCCGCGGCAACGCGCCAGGCGGACGUCCACAGCUAUCUAUGCUGCACUAUGCGUACAUUUCGUAAUGCUAUCAUUGACAGAGAUGCGACACAGUUAUUGCACGCCUACACAUUUAUAAAUGAUCUUUGUUCGGAUCCCAAUUUACGGAAUUAUGUUCUAACUUAUCCCAAUUUUAAUGGACCACUUCAGGAUGCUAUAAAGGACACAGAGGGUGUCUGUGUGACAGCGGCGGACGAUACAGCGGAGCCGGAGACCGCUGUGGGCUGUCUGCAGAAUAUACUCAAGUUCCUCACAGUGCUCGUUAGCUUGGAGUUGUACUCUGUGCGGGCGCAGCACGGCGCGCUGGCAGCACUAUGUAUGAAGGCAAGCCGGCUCUGUUUGCCGAACGCGUUAGAACUGUUUGCUGCAAUUGUAACACAGUACAGAGACGAGGGCCGGCUGCCGCCGAGCCUGCUGGCAGUGAUAAACGAGGGUCUGCCGGCGCUGCUCGUGCCGCCUGCGCUGGAGCCCGGCAAGGUCGGCCUGCAGUGGCUGGUGGUGGUGGGUGCGUUGUGCGAGUGUUGUGAGACGCAGCAGAAUGUGCUGAAGGAGGUGACACCUGACAGCUUCGAGGACACCCUCUACAGUGUGCUGCAUCACACCUCACAGAGUGGUACAAUUGGUGUGGAGAGUGGUCAGCAUGCGGUGGUGGUGUCGUGUCGCACUGCACUGGUGUUGGCACCACUCGACCAGCGCUGGGAGGCUGCUCUCUGCAGACUGCUGGCACAUCAUCAGGUGCGCAAGUUGUUGUGCGCAGGUCUGAGCAGCAACAACACUCAGCGACGUAAACAAGUGCUCCAGCUGGUGAAGCAUCACUACUUCCCUGUUGAUCAGAUGAACCAGGUGUUCGGUGAGAGCGCGACAAGCUUGUGUAUGCCUGAGGGCGUGUCGUGUGUGUCUGUGGGCGUGUCUGGGGGCGUGUCUGUGGGCGUGUCGCGGGAGGAGGGCGAGGCUGUGUGGGCGCAGCGCCUGUCACCUGCGCAGGAACACGCCAUUGACGCACUCGUUGAUAAACUUAAUGACGCGCUGAGAAAUGACAAGAUGUGUGACGUAGCAACAUCCAGUGUGAUGGAGUUGUACGGCUACAAGAUGUCGUGCCUGGAGCAGCGGCUGCACUCUCACACUGUCGCUCUGCAGGGUGCGACGGAGCACAUGGCGUCGCUGCAACACGCGCUGGCGCUGCUGCAGGCCACCAACUCCUCGCAGCAGGACGUACUCUACACAACACAGAUGCAGAAUGAAAAACAUAAAAAGAGUAUAGAAGAUCUUCAGAAGCAGCUGGAGGAUGCGGAGACCACACUGCGAGGGUUCAGAGCCAAGCUCGCAGCUGAACGUCUUGAUAAAGAACACGUCAAAGAUAACAUCAAGAAGGAGUGCAAGGCGGAGAUCGCUAAGAUGGAGGCGGAGAUGCGGCGGCGGGAGAAGGAGGCGGAGGAACGUCUGCAGCAGGCGGAUGUGGAGUACAAGGCGCUGCAGAAGAAACUGGAACAACAGUGUCACAAGAACAGUGAGCUGGCGAAUGUGUUGUCCAAGUUUGAGGAGCGCGUGCGGCAACGAGAGCGCCGCCUGGAGGACGCUGCUGCAGCUGAAACUGCGCUGCGCAAGGACCUCGAGCACAGGGACACUGUGAUAAAGCAGCUGGAGAAGAGCGUGGUGGAGCGCGAGGCGCGGCUGUGUCAGGUGACGGCGCAGCUCGAGGAGAUGCGACGUGUGCAGGAGAUGGUCGCCAAGCUCAUGGCCAAGACUGCGCACACCAACAACGCGCCCUCCUAGCGCCCACAGCACGGCGCCCACAGCGUGGCGC